AUGACCCAAAACAUCUACGACACGGAAGACUUCUUCCACAACUACGCCCAGCUCCCCCGCAUGAAGCAGGGCCUGGCCGGUGCCUCCGAGUGGCCCCUUCUCUACCGCAUGCUUCCGCCCGUCGCCGGGCGCCGGGUUCUCGACCUGGGGUGCGGCGACGGCAUCCUCAGCCUCUGGGCGGCCAGCGAGGGCGCCGCACAGGUCAACGCGUACGACAUCUCGGUCAACAUGCUGCAGCGCGCCCGCGAGAAGGCCGAGGCCCUCUUCGCUGCCGGUGACGACAACCGCAACAAGAACAAGAAGCCGCCAGUGUUUGCGCGCAUGGACCUCGAGGACGUCAACCUCGACAUGCCAGACGGCUCCGUCGACGUCUGCAUCAGCGGCCUGGCCCUGCACUACGUCUCCAACUUUGACGCCCUCCUGAGCCGCGUCUUUAGGGCCAUGAAGCCCGGCGGCUCCUUUGUCUUUUCCAUCGAGCACCCAAUGUACACGGCCCCCGUCGUCCCCGGAUUCCGGCCCAUGGUGGAAGACGCUGCCGCCGCCGAUGCCGCCGUCUCUUCCCAGAAUGCGACAGGCAGUAGCAGCGGCCAGGGGUCGGCGGCACAAGAUAGUGGUUCCAAGUUCUUCUGGCCCGUCGACAGCUACUUCUCCGAGGGCCAGCGCGAGGUGACCUGGCUCAACGGCGGCGUCCAGAAGCAGCACCGCACCAUGGCCAGCUACUUCAACAUGCUGGUCGCCGCCGGAUUCGUCGUCAAGGACAUGGCCGAGUGGGGAUCGACCGAGGACGCCCGCCGCAAGCACCCGGACUGGCCCGAGAACGUCUGCCCGCGCUUCCUGCUGCUGGCCGCUCAGAAGCCUGCCGCCCUUGAAGAGCCCGCUUCCACCCCUGCCAGGUUGUAA
Messenger RNA from Pyricularia oryzae 70-15, 900 nucleotides. Its product is annotated as methyltransferase domain-containing protein. The record is from RefSeq and is a predicted model, not a curated record. Gene Ontology annotation, molecular function: S-adenosylmethionine-dependent methyltransferase activity. The coding region runs from base 1 to 900 and encodes 299 amino acids. The transcript is spliced from 2 exons. Lineage: Eukaryota; Fungi; Ascomycota; Sordariomycetes; Magnaporthales; Pyriculariaceae.